This is a messenger RNA of Plasmodium coatneyi, 516 nucleotides long. RefSeq lists its product as uncharacterized. The record is from RefSeq and is a predicted model, not a curated record. Lineage: Eukaryota; Apicomplexa; Aconoidasida; Haemosporida; Plasmodiidae. The coding region runs from base 1 to 516 and encodes 171 amino acids. The transcript has a single exon.
AUGAGCGAAGGCGAAAAAGAUAUUCUAAUGAAUCAAACUACGGAGGAAGAAAAAAGUAAUAAUCAUGGAAGCGCCAACAUGGACAGUACCCCCCAAGAGAAUAACGACAACAUCUUCUCCAACAAUGACGAAUUACAAAAAGAAAUUAACAAAAUGAUUCAAAGGAACGUUGUUUAUUUAAAUAUAAAAAACAAAAACAGUACCAUCAAGACGAUAAAGAAAAAUAACCUAAGCACAAAGAAAAAAGAUCACAAGAAUACGCAUUUGAAGCGAUUGAUCAAGGCGGGAAAAAAUAUGGAGAAUGAUAUGCUCGAAGAAAUUAGCGAACGCAGAAAAAAAAAUAAAAUAAAAAGGGAACAGAAAAAAGCUAAAAAGUUGGAGGGGGAAUUGAAGGUCGGAAAUAUGACCGUUAUUAAAGACAUUUCAAAAAUGAGGAAGUGCGACAAAAAGGCGAAGAACAAAAUAUACAAGUUGUCUUCAGACAUUAUUCACAAAAUUUUGAAAAAAAAAAAGUGA